CCUCCAACCCAAACAACAAAGAUCACCAACUCAUUCACUCAAUUUACUCCUCUACCAAAGAAAAGUAGUACUAAACUAGCAAGAGAGAUAGAGUUUUCUUCUUUUAUUUUUUCCAAGCUCUUGAUCUCGAGAUCACUAUAGUACUUUUCCACACGAAGGAGAGAGAAAGAGAAUGAGCUGGACUGGAUCAGGAGAUUGGAUGUGUGGUGCAUGCCAACAUGUGAAUUUCAAGAAGAGGGAUCAAUGCCAGCGUUGCCAGUACCCCAAGUACGGUGGGCCUGACCCUUCUACCUAUUGUUACAAUAAUAGGACAGAGGUUUUGGCUGGUGACUGGUUCUGCAACUGUGGAAGCCACAACUACGCUAGCCGAUCCCAGUGUUUCAGGUGUGGCUCCAUCAAAAAUGACUACGGUGGUGGCUAUGGCGCCCAAAUGAUGACUGCUUAUGGUUCUGAUAACAGCAGUGCUCCUCCUGGCUGGAAAUCUGGUGACUGGUUUUGCUCUAGAGUUGGAUGUGGAGAACACAAUUAUGCUAGCAGGACGAUUUGCCAUAAAUGCAAAACGCAAAGGGAUUAUGGUAGUGAAGUAUAAGAGAAAGGACUACUUCGAAGAAGGUCUUCUCAAGCUUCAAUGUCAAAUGCUGCUUUUUCUUUUUUCUCUUUAAGAGCAUAAUAAGUUUAGUAGAUUAUUAAUCGUUGUUGAAGGCCCUUUUUCUCUUAUGGAUGGCCAUGUUUUAAUUUAGAAAGGGUUUCAAGUUUUAUGUUGCAAUUCUUACAUAAAACAAUGAAAUUCCUUGUUUUCGUUUUUAACAUAAAUAUCAGAUACUAUAUAUAUAUUA
Messenger RNA from Cannabis sativa, 836 nucleotides. RefSeq lists its product as uncharacterized. Gene Ontology annotation, cellular component: cytoplasm. The transcript has 4 exons. The record is from RefSeq and is a predicted model, not a curated record. Lineage: Eukaryota; Viridiplantae; Streptophyta; Magnoliopsida; Rosales; Cannabaceae. Gene Ontology annotation, molecular function: mRNA binding. The coding region runs from base 173 to 589 and encodes 138 amino acids.